AUGUCGGAUCGCGAGGACGGCGGAGAAGAGACCUUCUACGAGGACGAGGAGCCGGUCUACGAUGGUGAUGACCUCGGAGAGGAGCAGUUUGACGAAGGCGCCGAUGCUGCUGCCAACGGGAUUGUCCACUCAUCAGCGGGCGGAGACCCAUCCACUUCGAUGGCCGGUCAAGCCAACGCCGAACGCAUUACUACCCCCUAUAUGACCAAGUACGAGCGUGCUAGGAUUCUUGGCACACGUGCUCUCCAGAUUUCAAUGAACGCUCCUGUACUCGUUCCUACCGAAGGCGAAACCGACCCAUUGGAAAUUGCCAUGAAGGAGCUGUCCGCCAAAAAGAUUCCGUUGGUCGUCAGGCGAUACCUCCCAGACGGAAGCUACGAGGACUGGACCGUCAGCGAGCUCAUCGUCAGCGAGUAA
Molecule: messenger RNA, 417 nt
Organism: Sporisorium graminicola
Lineage: Eukaryota; Fungi; Basidiomycota; Ustilaginomycetes; Ustilaginales; Ustilaginaceae
Exons: 3
Coding region: 1-417 (138 amino acids)
Biological process (GO): DNA-templated transcription
Cellular component (GO): nucleus; RNA polymerase III complex; RNA polymerase II, core complex
Molecular function (GO): DNA-directed RNA polymerase activity; DNA binding
Source: RefSeq, a predicted model, not a curated record